UUGAGUCGCUAGACGGAGGCCUAUCCGCGAGAAAGUACAGGCACUUCGAGUGGUUUAAAAGCAUUAAUUGCGACAUAUAAUUUCCGUGGGAUGAGUUUGGGUGACUGAGGGGAGUUUGUGAGGAGUACCGGGCUCUCAGGUGUUGUUUUUUGGGGGCAGCUGAGUGAUCAUUGGCAGAGUUCAAUACACAGCAGCUCGCUCGCGAGGAGAAUAAACAAACACUUAACACCUCCAAACACCUUGGAUUCGCUCCACUUACAUGGGCUUUCGAGGAUCUAUACGCUGCAUUUGACCAACAUAUCACAGAAGAAGAAAAGUGCAGGUAAUUCCGGCUUUGUACUUCUAAACACCUGCUUGACCCAAAACUCUGCGUUCCCCUCCCCCAGCCUCCCUGUCCUACACCCCACACAGCCCCUAACCCAGCAUGAACGAGGUCAGCAUCGUCAGAGAGGGCUGGCUCCACAAGAGAGGUGAAUACAUUAAGACUUGGAGGCCCCGGUAUUUCAUCCUAAAGAGUGAUGGCUCCUUCAUCGGCUACAAGGAGAAGCCUGAGACAUCGGACCACAAUCAGCCACCUCUCAACAACUUCUCAGUUGCAGAAUGUCAGCUAAUGAAGACUGAAAGACCUCGACCGAACACAUUUGUCAUCCGCUGCUUACAGUGGACCACUGUUAUUGAGCGCACCUUCCAUGUGGACAGCAAUGCUGAAAGAGAGGAGUGGAUACAUGCAAUCCAGACUGUAGCCAAUGGGCUUAAGUCCCAGGAAGAUGAGGAGCCAAUGGAAUUUGGUUCCCCUGGAGACAACAGCCUGGAGGGGAUGGAGGCUGCCAUUGCAAAGUCCCGCACCAAAGUGACAAUGAGUGACUUUGACUACCUGAAGCUGCUGGGCAAGGGCACAUUUGGAAAGGUGAUUCUGGUUAGGGAAAAGGCCACUGGCAUGUAUUAUGCCAUGAAGAUCUUGCGCAAGGAGGUCAUCAUCGCUAAGGAUGAGGUCGCACACACAAUCACAGAAAGCAGAGUCUUACAAAACACACGGCACCCCUUCCUUACGACACUAAAAUACGCCUUCCAAACACGUGACCGGCUGUGUUUCGUCAUGGAGUACGCAAAUGGCGGCGAGCUAUUCUUCCACUUGUCGCGAGAGCGUGUGUUUACGGAGGACAGAGCUCGCUUCUACGGGGCUGAAAUCGUUUCAGCAUUGGAGUAUCUGCACUCUAAAGAUGUUGUCUACAGGGACCUAAAGCUGGAGAAUCUAAUGUUGGAUAAAGAUGGUCACAUUAAAAUCACAGAUUUUGGCCUGUGUAAAGAGGGCAUUACUAAUGAGGCCACCAUGAAGACAUUCUGUGGGACCCCAGAGUAUCUUGCUCCUGAGGUAUUAGAAGACAAUGAUUAUGGCCGUGCAGUGGACUGGUGGGGUCUGGGAGUGGUCAUGUAUGAAAUGAUGUGUGGUCGGCUGCCAUUCUAUAACCAGGACCAUGAGCGUUUGUUUGAGCUCAUUUUAAUGGAGGAGAUUCGUUUUCCCAGAAACCUCUCACCCGAGGCCAAAGCCCUGCUUGCUGGCCUGCUCAAGAAGGACCCAAAACAGAGGCUCGGAGGAAGUCCAGAAGAUGCCAAAGAAGUGAUGACACACAAGUUCUUCAAUUCCGUCAACUGGCAAGAUGUCCUUGAAAAGAAGCUCAUCCCACCGUUCAAGCCACAAGUGACCUCAGAAACAGACACACGCUACUUUGAUGACGAGUUCACUGCACAGACCAUUACUGUCACGCCACCUGACCAAUAUGACAGUCUUGAUGCGGAGGACCCAGACACGCGCACACACUUCUCGCAGUUCUCCUACUCCGCCAGUGUGCGGGAGUGACCGUCCUCCCCCACUGUCUCGCUUUUACCAGCAAACCGGAUGCCCCUCACAUACAAACACAAGCGCAUACAAGGACAUGCACCAGCAACCCCAGACCUCAGAGGAGCGGGUUCUAGACGAACACGCAGGCGGGAGCACAGCACCUGUGAACGGUCCCGAACAGGCGGUUCCCUCUGGCCAGUCCUGGUUUCAGAUUGGCUUUUCGAUCAGCCAAUCAUUGCCUGACACUACACACUGCAACGUAAUCCACCAAUCAUUGAAUAUAGACCAUCCAACCAAUCAGGUACCAAGAAGAAUGCAGCUUAACACCAGCAGGUUUCAGGACACACCCGCAAACACACACUCAAAACACUGGACUACAGGACAAAAGCCUCUUGUAAACACAACUAUUGAACACACUCUAAAUCAUCAUGUGGGAACAAGAAAGAUGGAGUAAUUUGGACUCAUCCCACCGAUUGUUACAGUUUUAAAGCCAUAUUUCUGCAAUUGUACAAGUGCUCUUUCUGGAACUGCUGUUACCAAUAGUGUUUAACUGUUUUUACAGCCAGAGAGUGAGAGAAAGUCACUGAAAGACUGGUAAUGGAGUAACACAGAGAGGAAUAGUGCUGUUUUUCGCCUGGGCGACGUAUCGAAUGCUGUGUGUGUGUGGAUGAAUUUGUGAUCGCGUGGAUGGAUGCGUGUUCUCAGUCUACAUCUUAAACUGUCUUUUUGCGUUUUGAUUUUGUACAUGGGCAUAACGUUAGGGAACAGAACGGGGGGUGGGGUAACUAGGGGCUCGUGGGGCUCACACACUAUAGAUGUGAAAAUGUUUGUGCUUUAAAGGAAAGAGAGAGAGAUCUAUCGUGUUCAUGGGGAGGCCAUGGUUUCCUCCCCAACUGGGAAACUUGAAACCAGCAUCCGAGGCUGUUUGUUUUAAGGUAAGUGUAUCAUCGAAACUGUCUAUUAUGUUGUUUUGAUCCUCUCUACAAUUUGCAGGCAUUGACGUUGAGAUUUAGAAGCAAACAAACAAAAACAAAAAAAUAAGUAUUUGUAUCGCAAGCUCUUUUGACAUUUAAUUAUGAAUUCUGAAUGAUAUAAACUGUAGAUAUCUACAUUUCAAUUUUCAAUAGUUAAAACGCUUAACUCUUGAUAUCAGUAAUUACGUUUGCACUUGUAAAAACGUUAAUUCUUUAUCAAAUGAUGUCAUGACCGUGGAAAUAUCCAUCCUUGAUAUCAAAAAUGGAAUUUCAACUAGUAAAAAUCAUUUAUGAUCAUAAGUUAUUGAUUACUGUAAUUAUUGACUGUAAAAAACAUGUAUCAUUUUUAUAUCAACAAUUUUGUUGUUACUAGUGCAAAUGUCCAUUCCUGAGAUCCUGAUAUCGAUCAUUUGCAUUUCCACUAGUAGUAAUUCCAUUGCUGAUAUCAAGAAUUAGCAUUUAAACUAUCAAAAACUGAAUUCUAGGUAUCUAAUAUUUUAUAUCCUGCACAAUUAAAAGUCCUUUCGGCUUGCCAUAGAUUUGAAUGUCCUGUUAUUUAACAGCUGGAGUUACUGGGUCCGCCUCAUGUUGGUCAGUAAGUAACAAGACCAACCGGUUAAAGUAGCAAACACCGACAUGCUACACCAAUGUUGUUGCCGCCUUGACACUUUUUUUCAUUUCUCCUUUUUUUAUUAGUGUAGUAAGACGAAAAGAAAUCUUUGUUAGGAUGUUUGAGAGGAAAUGUUUAACUUCAUCUCCAGAUGUGUAACUUUUGUGUCGUUCUAUGGACAGAAACUGUCGGAACAUGUCGCUUAGAAGUGUGAGGUGUUAUUUUCUUCUUUUGCCUUUUUAAAGAUGCUUUGUGUAAGAAUAUUUUUGUUUAUUCAUUUUAUUUGGAUAUUUUUUUUUUCCUUUGUUCUUUGUCCACCCACUCCCUGAAAUUAAAUUGUCUUGAUAAAAUAUAUAUAUAUAUAAAAUAUAUAUUACAAUAUUAAACCUUUUUGUCCAUUUGUUCUUCUUUUAGUGUGAGAGAGAGAGAGAGAGAGAGAGAGAGAGAGAGAAAUAUGGUAGUCAUAGUAUGUAAUUGCAACAGGAGUUCAUUUGUUGAGAGAUAUACGACUAUCAUGUGUGUUGUUACCUGAUAUAAGCGUCCCUCCUCCAUAAACGCACAUUUUAUUACUCCUACAAAAGGUCUUCGCUGAACCGAUGUGCUUCUGUGGGUCUUAUACACUUAUACUUUGUCUCAAACCUAGUGAGAUGCCUACCUACGAGGCAUUUGUGGCCAUCAUGGUCACAAAUGCUGUCAGGGUUACGCAGUGAAAUUAGGUUUUGAGACACAGCCCUUAUUGCCUUGACUGAGAAAGGCCACCAGAUGGCGACAUAUACUGAUGUGAUUAAAUAUUACACCGCAAAUAUUCAUAACAAUAUUUGACAUGCGCACUCUAGUUCACACCUUGAUGUUCCAAUAUAGAUUUUAAUAGGAACACUUUUAAGGGGGGACACAUCUAAAAUGGGAUGCUGUGGUGAUUUCACUCAUUUCUCUUAUAUAUACAUACCUGUAGGACAAAUCAGCUUUAAGUUGAAAUGAUUAUUUUGCAGUUUUAUCCAUCGACUGUUCUGUCCUGAAUGUAAUGAACAACACGAAUGUCAUCAUACUUCUGAGGGAUUUGUUUUACUACGGAGUGCUAUGGGUUA
Molecule: messenger RNA, 4509 nt
Organism: Xyrauchen texanus (razorback sucker)
Lineage: Eukaryota; Metazoa; Chordata; Actinopteri; Cypriniformes; Catostomidae
Product: RAC-beta serine/threonine-protein kinase-like
Exons: 14
Coding region: 425-1858 (477 amino acids)
Biological process (GO): protein phosphorylation
Molecular function (GO): protein serine/threonine kinase activity; ATP binding
Source: RefSeq, a predicted model, not a curated record